AUGUCUCGAUCUCGCCAUGCAAGGCCUUCCAAAUUAGUCAGGAGGGAAGAUUUAAACAAAAAGAAAAACAGCCAACUGAAGAAGGGAUCUAAGCCAGCCAACAAAAAUGUGGCGACAGUCAAGACUGUGAGCCCUGGAAAAUUAAAGCAAUUAAUUCAAGAAAGAGGUGUUAAGAGAAAAACAGAACCCAAACUGCCUAUGCCAGUCAGAAGCCUUCUGACAAGAGCUGGAGCAGCACGAAUGAAUUUGGAUAGGACUGAGGUUCUUUUUCAGAACCCAGAGUCCUUAACUUGCAAUGGGUUUACAAUGGCUCUCCGAAGCACCUCUCUUAGCAGACGACUCUCCCAAACCCCAGCGGUCAUAGCCAAACCCAAGAAAGUUCCACCUCCUAAGAAUCUAGGAAAGCAACAUGAGUGUGAUUAUAAGGUACUUACUGACAUGGGAGUAAAGCACUCAGAAAGUGAUUCAGUCCCAGUGCAAGACCCCUCAAUCCCUCCUGAUAUAAAGAAUCUAAUUGGCAUACAAAAUGCAUCAUUAAUAAAAGAUGAGAGCCAAGAGACAACCCAGUCUUGGUCCCAAAGUGUGGAGGAUUCCAAAAUAAAUCACUCUACUCAUAGUGGCCCUGCAGCAGAGGUUCUUUCUGGGUCAUUGGAAGGGACACAUGGUGGUGAAGGACUAUUCUUUAGAGAGACAUUGAAUGAUAUUAGUGAUUCCCCUAGAAUGUUUGCUCGGGACACUCUCUGUGUUCCUUUGCUCCAAAAAGCAGCCCUCAGGGUUACCUCUGAAGGAAACCCCAGCAUUCAGUUAGAAGAUUUGGGUUCACGAGUAGAAUCUCUUAAGCUAUCUGAUUCUUACCUGGAUCCCAUCAAAAGUGAACAUGAUUGCUGCCCCACCUCCAGCUUUAAUAAGGUUGUACCUGAAUUGGACCUUAGAAACUGUUUGUCUAUUGGUGGGUCAAUAUAUCCUACCUCAUUAAUACAACUCCUCUUGGCAGGUUCAGAACAAGAAACCCUUGGUGCUAAACCAGAUCAUCAAGAGGUACUCAAAUCUACCCCAGAUGAACAGGAAGUUGCUGAUACCACCCCUGUCCUAGGACAGGCCUUUAGUGCUGUCCCACAUCAAUGGGAAGUUCCUGGUGCUAACCCAGUUCAUGGAGAGCCUCUGGGUCAGACCCGAGACCCACCAGAGAUUCCUGGUGCUAUUCCAGUCCAAGGAGAGGUCUUUGGUGCUAUCUUAAAUCAACAAGUCCUCGGUAUGGUUGGUGGUACUGCCUCAGACCCCGAUAUCUUUCUUCCUGCUCCUCUUAACCCAAUUGCUACCUGUAAUGCUCUCCCAGAAUGGCCUGAGCCCCAGAGCACUGUUUCAUCUGGGCUUGAGGUCCAGAGCACUAUGCAGAUUUUGCCUUCGGGCUUAGGUCACACUCCUCAACCACCAUCAAACUCAGAGAUAAGUUCGGUACCUCCCGCAAUGGCUAUAAACAAUAUAGAAAAUAAGAAGAAGGUUCAUAUAAGCUUUCUGCCAGCUAACACUCAGGGGUUCACAAUAGCCCCCGAGAGAGGACUCCACCAUGCUUCACAGGGCAUUGUCCACCUCUCCCAGGCCAGUCCCAGCAAAUUGGAAGGAGAGAGCUCCCAGAUCAGUGCCACCAGCAUGGUUGACAUCAACACCACCGUGGUGUCUAGGCCAGUGUCACUUGUCAGUACCUCCUCUUCUCCUUCCUACACAACUUUGCUACCUACUUUGGAAAAGAAGAAACGAAAGCGAUGUGGGGUCUGUGAGCCCUGCCAGCAGAAGACCAAUUGUGGUGAAUGUACCUACUGCAAGAAUAGAAAGAACAGCCAUCAGAUCUGUAAGAAGAGGAAAUGUGAGGAACUGAAAAAGAAGCCAUCCAUCAUUGUGCCUUUGGAGGCAGAUUUUGACAACAAACCAGUAAAUGGCCCCAAGUCAGAAUCCAUGGAAUACAGUAGUUGUGGUCAUGAGGAAGAACAAAGAUUGGAAUUGAGUUCAUGUCCCUUAGAAAAUGUAACUAAAAAUGAAGAAAGUAUGACAGGUAUUGAAGUGGAAAAGUGGACACAAAACAAGAAAUCACACUUAACUGAUCAUGUUAAAGGAGAAUUUAAUACAAUUAAAACAGAAGCUGAAAAUUUGAAAAGCUCUGAAGAUGACAGGAAAAAAAUCCUACUUACUGACCUCCUUGAACCUCAAAAAUUGUUUGCACAAACUGUAAGAAACGGCAUUAAAAAUGUACACUAUUUGCCAACAGAAACAAAUUUGUCUUUUAAAAAAAUCAACAUUGAAGAACUUGGCAAGGCAUUUGAAAACAAUCCUUAUAAAUUCCUGAAAGACACUGCAAACCAUAACAAUGCCAUGAGCGCCAUUGCUACUAGUGCGAGCUGUGAUCAUCUCAAGGGGAGAAGUAAUGUUUUGGUGAUUCAGAAGCCUGGCUUUAAUUGUAAGUCUUUUCCAGAUCCUGCAAACUGCAACUUAAAUAGUCAUACUAGUAUACACAAUGAAAGUGAUCAACCAAAAUCCCUAGAAAUUAUAACAAAUAGAGAACUAAAAGAAGGAUCAACACUUCAACCAAGUCUUCUAUCCCUAAUGAAAGAUAGGAGAUUAACGCUAGAACAAGUAGUGGCCAUAGAAGCUCUAACACAACUUUCAGAAGCCCCAUCAGAAAAUUCCUCACCAUCGAAGUCAGAGAAGGAUGAAGAGACAGAACAGAGAACAGCUAGUUUGCUUAACAGCUGUAAAGCUAUCCUGUAUUCUGUAAGAAAAGACCUCCAAGACCCAAAUUUACAAGGGGGGCCACAAAGCCUUCAUCACUGUCCAUCUCUGGGAAAGCAAAGUUCAUGCAACACAUUGAUGUUCAAUGGCCAAAAUAUUUCUAAGUCACACAGCAGCUCACCUAGUGACCAAGCAUCCACAAAGGCACAGGAAUAUUCAACAGUCACAAAUUCAGUAUCUGUUUUUAUACCAAAAUCAAAUUCAUCUAAAACCGAUACCAAUAAAAAUGUUGCUCAAGGCCGAAUUGCUCUUGACAGUUCCAAAAAUUUGCAUCAGUUGACAACAACAACUAAUAAAUCGGAGUAUUGUAACCAGUCACUGGACAGCAGCAUCAAGUUGGACUCAAAGGAUGAUCCCUCAUGUCAAGAUACAGUUCAUAGUAAAAUAGAAGAAGAUGUUGCUGCACAGUUAGCACAACUUGCAUCAAUAAUUAAAUUCAAUUGUAUAAAACCAGAGGACAAAAAAGUUGAAAGUACACCAACAAGCCUUGUUGCAUAUAAUGUACAGCAAAACUAUAGCCAGGAGAAGGGCACAAUAGAGCAUAAACCACCUUCCAGUGUACAAAAUAAUCAAGGACCUUCAGUAACAAAGCAAAAGAACACAAUCCAGAAAAAGACAAAAUCUAUCCCAUCAAGAGACCGACGGAAAAAGAAGCCUGUGAUCAUAAGUUGUCAAGAAAAUGACCAGAAAAAACAGGAACAGUUGGCAUAUGAAUAUAGUAAGUUACAUGACAUUUGGAUAGCAUCUAAAUUUCAAAGAUUUGGUCAAUUUGGUCCACAUGACUUUCCUAUUCUAUUGGGAAAAAUUCCUCCCCUAACCAAAGUAUGGAAACCACUGACUCAAAGGAGCUCAGCAUUAGAACACAAAAAAUUAUUUCCUCCACUCACUCAAAUAAAAUUUGAGCGGUAUUAUCCUGAAUUAGCACAGGAGAAGAUGAAGGUUGAACCCUUGGAUUCUCUCCCCGUAAUCCAGUUAAAAACAGAAUCCAAUGGACAGGCGUUUACAGAAAAUGGAUAUGCUCAGGUACAGCCAACAGUGAAUGUCAAUCAGAAAGCUCAUCCUUUACUCCAGCCAUCCUCUCCAACUAACCAGUGUGCUAAUGUGAUGGCUGGCAAUGACCAAACACAGUUCCAACAGGAUGUUAAAGACGAAGUCACACAUCAGAGGCUGCCAACAUUGCCUGGUAUCUCUCAUGAGACCCCUUUACCGGACCCAGCACAAAUUCUCAGGAACCUAAAUGUAGUAUGUUCAGGUGGAAUUACAGUGGUUUCUACCAAAAGCGAAGAGGACGUCUGUUCAUCUAGUGCUGGAGCAUCAGAAUUUUCCCCAAUAGACAGUGCACAGAAAAGUUUUAAUGAUUAUGCGAUGAACUUCUUUACUAAUCCUACGAAAACCCUGGUGUCCACAACAAAAGAUUCUGAAUUGCCUACCUGCAACUGUCUUGAUCGAGUUAUACAAAAAGACAAAGGCCCAUAUUAUACACACCUUGGGGCAGGACCAAGUGUUGCUGCUGUCAGGGAAAUCAUGGAGAAUAGGUAUGGUCAAAAAGGAAACGCAAUAAGGAUAGAAAUAGUAGUGUACACGGGGAAAGAAGGAAAGAGCUCUAAUGGGUGUCCAGUUGCUAAGUGGGUUUUAAGAAGAAGCAGCGAUGAAGAGAAAGUUCUUUGUCUCGUUCGACAGCGUGCAGGCCACCACUGUCCAACAGCUGUGAUGGUGGUGCUCAUCAUGGUAUGGGACGGCAUCCCUCUUCCAAUGGCUGACAAAUUGUACUCGCAGCUUACGGAAAGUCUAAAGUCAUACAAUGGUCAUCCCACAGACCGAAGAUGCACUCUCAAUGAAAAGUAAUCAAAUCUGU
This is a messenger RNA of Lipotes vexillifer (Yangtze River dolphin), 4639 nucleotides long. It is a transcript of the gene TET1, whose product is annotated as tet methylcytosine dioxygenase 1. The record is from RefSeq and is a predicted model, not a curated record. Gene Ontology annotation, biological process: chromosomal 5-methylcytosine DNA demethylation, oxidation pathway; positive regulation of transcription by RNA polymerase II. Lineage: Eukaryota; Metazoa; Chordata; Mammalia; Artiodactyla; Lipotidae. Bases 1 to 4629 code for a protein of 1542 amino acids. Gene Ontology annotation, molecular function: DNA 5-methylcytosine dioxygenase activity; zinc ion binding; DNA binding. The transcript has 5 exons. Gene Ontology annotation, cellular component: nucleus.